AUGACGAGAAGUCUUUUGGAACCCUGGGACGUCACGCGGGCAGAGGAGGCCGAGAUGGAGUCUUCGUCUGAGCUGACCGUUCUCUUAGCGAACGCCAGUCUCCUCCAGGUAACCAACUCCAGCGGGAACUCCUCCAAUGUCUCCAGCCUCACCUACUAUCCCUACUACCAGCACUCCCUGCCUGUAGCGACCAGCCUUAUCCUGGCCUAUCUGUUCAUCUUUCUCCUUUGCAUGGUGGGAAAUGGCUUGGUUUGCCUCAUUGUCUUGGAGAACCGACGUAUGCGCACAGUCACCAACCUCUUCAUCCUCAACCUAGCUGUCAGUGACCUACUGGUGGGUGUCUUCUGCAUUCCUACCACACUGGUGGACAACCUCAUCACAGGUUGGCCAUUUACCAACACCGUGUGUAAAAUGAGUGGACUGGUUCAAGGGAUGUCUGUGUCAGCGUCUGUUUUCACUCUGGUGGCCAUCGCAGUUGACAGGUUUCGCUGCAUUGUGUACCCUUUCCAGCCCAAACUCACCUUAAAGGUUGCAAAGGCAACCAUAGUGAUGAUAUGGGUCCUGGCUGUUGUGAUCAUGUGUCCAUCGGCGGCGAUGUUAACAGUGGAGAGAGUGGAGCAUCACUACAUGGUCCACAACCACGACUACAACCACACCUACCCCUUGUACUCCUGCUUCGAGAACUGGGCCGACCCCCAGAUGAGAAAGGUGUACACCACGGUGCUUUUUGCUCAUAUCUACCUAAUACCUUUGACUGUCAUCACGCUGAUGUAUGGGAGCAUCGGUGUGAAACUCUACACUACGUCCGUGGUAUCAGGCUGCGAGCCUCAGGAAGGAGCCCAACAGCAUUCCACUCCUCCUGUCCCUUCGAGGCAGCAUGAAGGAAGGCCUCUAAUCUCACAGAAAAAGAUCAAAGUCAUCAAGAUGCUGAGCGUGGUAGCUUUGCUCUUCACGCUUUCUUGGCUGCCGCUGUGGACUUUGAUGCUUCUGACCGACUACGGUGGUCUAAAUGAGGACCAGCUGGAACUCCUUACAAGCUACGUGUUCCCUUUUGCUCACUGGCUGGCAUUCUCAAACUCGAGCGUCAACCCCAUCAUCUAUGGCUACUACAACGAGAACUUCAAGCGAGGUUUUCAAGCCGUGUGCCGUCCGUACUCGUGCUGUUGUUCAGACAGGAUUCAGGGGGUCAGGUGGGUGCAGAGAGGUCAAAGCAGGGUGGAGGGAAGAGCAUGCGGCUUGAGGGACACUCCCACCAACUCCAACCUUUUAGCUUUUGGGGCAAGGAACCGCGUGUACACGGACGGCGAUUUGAGAAGGUCAGUGUGUCUCGAGUUAGAACCGAAAAGGGGUGCGCGGGUGAGCAGUUCUGUGAGUAUGGACGACGGAUCGGCGGCAGGCCUGAGCAUUCAUGGAGUGGCCAAUCAGAAGGGUCUUCAGAUGGAGGACUUGGAGAAGAUUAGUCCCAUUGGAGUGGGGGUGAGUCAGGCUUGGGAUCAUUAG
Chanos chanos (milkfish) is the source of this 1500-nucleotide messenger RNA. RefSeq names its product neuropeptide FF receptor 1 like 2 (gene npffr1l2). The record is from RefSeq and is a predicted model, not a curated record. Bases 1 to 1500 code for a protein of 499 amino acids. Gene Ontology annotation, biological process: G protein-coupled receptor signaling pathway; cellular response to hormone stimulus. Gene Ontology annotation, cellular component: plasma membrane. NCBI's taxonomy places the organism in Eukaryota, Metazoa, Chordata, Actinopteri, Gonorynchiformes, Chanidae. The transcript is spliced from 3 exons. Gene Ontology annotation, molecular function: neuropeptide receptor activity; peptide binding.